Messenger RNA from Trametes versicolor FP-101664 SS1, 1662 nucleotides. RefSeq names its product alpha-ketoacid dehydrogenase kinase N-terminal domain-containing protein. Gene Ontology annotation, biological process: protein phosphorylation; regulation of glucose metabolic process. The record is from RefSeq and is a predicted model, not a curated record. Gene Ontology annotation, molecular function: pyruvate dehydrogenase (acetyl-transferring) kinase activity. The transcript is spliced from 8 exons. Lineage: Eukaryota; Fungi; Basidiomycota; Agaricomycetes; Polyporales; Polyporaceae. Gene Ontology annotation, cellular component: mitochondrion. Bases 77 to 1435 code for a protein of 452 amino acids.
UCUCUCCUCCGACGCCCAUGCUACCCUCCUCCUCGCGCACCCCUCCAUAGCUCACGACGACCACGCCGCGCCCACCAUGUUUCGCAUAUCCUCAAGCCUCUGGGAGCGCAUCCAUCACUAUGCGUCCUUUCCUCAGACCGGAGUCUCUCUCCAGCAGAUGGUCCUCUUCGGACAGAACCCAAGUCAGGGUACACUGCUAAGAGGCAGUCAGUUCCUCCUAGAGGAGCUACCAGUACGGCUAGCGCACAGAGUCAAGGAGCUCGACCAGCUCCCUCACAACCUCAGUGACAUGCCCUCCAUCAACAAGGUCAAGAACUGGUAUGCCCAGUCAUUCGAGGAACUCAUCCAUUUUCCGCCCAUCCGCCUCCCUGCCGACAUCCGCGCCGCCCUCCUUGCACCACCAGUGGACCCCGUAUCACUACCAGAAGCGUUCCCGAACCCUUCCCUCCACUACCAGUACUACUCCGACGACUAUGGCACACCACAGACCGGUCUUGGCAUCGUCUCCACACCCAAGAACGGCAAGGGCGCGAAUGGCAACGAGAAGGGGGGCGGCAACGGCCAAAAGAUGCGCAUCCCGAUGGAACGCAGAUACUACGCGAAUAUGUCACACGUGAAAGAGUGGCCGCCUGAGGUGCGCGAAUACAACCGCGGGUUCACCAAGACGCUCGAGGCCAUCAAGAAGCGGCACGACCCGACCGUGACCACCGUCGCGCAGGGCGUGCUUGAGUGGAAGCGCUCGAUGAACGCGCGGAACAUCAACCUCGAUGUCCAACACUGGCUCGACCGCUUCUAUAUGUCGCGCAUCGGCAUCCGUUUCCUCAUUGGCCAACACAUCGCGUUGAACACGCUGCAACCGCAUCCGGACUACGUCGGCAUCAUCUGCACGCGCGCCAACGUGCAUGACAUCGUGCAGGAAGCGAUCGAGAACGCGCGGUUCGUGUGCGAGGAGCACUACUCGAUGUUCAAGGGCCCGCCCGUGCAGCUGAUCUGCCCGAAGGAGCUGCACUUCGCGUACGUGCCGGGGCACCUGUCGCACAUCUGCUUCGAGCUGCUGAAGAACUCGCUGCGCGCGGUCGUCGAGCGCUUCGGGCCGGAGGCGGACGCGUUCCCGCCGAUCCGCGUCGUCGUCGUCGAGGGCAAGGAGGACAUCACGAUCAAGAUCUCGGACGAGGGCGGCGGGAUCGCGCGCUCCGCGAUCCCGCUCAUUUGGACGUACAUGUACACGACCAUGGACGGCCAGAACAUCGACCAGGAUUUUGCGGACUCGGACUUCCGCGCGCCGAUGGCUGGGUUCGGGUACGGUCUCCCGCUCUCGCGGCUCUACGCACGGUAUUUCGGCGGCGACCUCCGCCUGAUCUCGAUGGACGGCUUCGGUACGGAUGUCUACAUCCACCUCAACCGGCUGUCCUCCAGCCGCGAGCCGCUGCCCUGAGGACGACGGUGAGGGGUGGCGGCAUCGCCGCUCCGGAGGGGUCAAAGGAGAGCGCACACAUACCACACUCGGACGCAGGCGACAUUCUAAUGUACUACAUACGGCUUCGGGGCGCGUGAGCUAGCUACUAUUCACCUAUUGCAUGACGACGGCCGCUGUACGAGAGCAGAGUGCAUCUGUAUGAAUAUAGUCACAACAAAACUACUUUGUUUCUUGCUAUGUGAUCC